AUGGACUCACACUCAAAAUGGAAGGCAACAACUUUGCUGACUUGGCUUCUAACUACAGAAAUAGCCCACUGUCUGCCCCGUGUGAGAAAUGAGAUAGAAGCUUCUCUUACCGAACCUGCGAAAGCCUUUGAGACUCAAUACCCACCUUCAAACCUUGAAAAUAGGGUCAUCAAUCCCGUGUUCCACCCAGUGUAUCCGAUAGCUUUGGAACAGGACGGCCAUUCAACAGAGCAACCUUUUCCCCGGUUUGAUAUCGUCCAAUUCGUUGACGGCUUGGAAGAUUUGUUAGGUUCAGAAGGUGAUACUACAGAACUAGCGUCAACUUCGAGCUCGACCUCGACCUCGACCUCGACUUUGACUUCGACUUUGACUUCGACUUUGACUUCGACUUUGACUUCGACUUUGACUUCGACUGUGACUGCAACUGUGGCUGCAACUGUGGUUGUAACAAAACAGUCUACUAACACAGGAAAAUCGAAUCCUAUCCAAACGGCAACUUUGGUAAAGCAUCCUGAAAAUUCAGCGCCAGCUCCUACGCCUGAAUUUUUGACAGACUUCCCUCACGCCAGACCAAAUACUACUAUCCCGCUAGAGCCCUUUCAAACAUUCCCUCCACCUCCGUUUGGAUCAGGUUAUCCUAUUCCCAUGCACGGCCAAGAUAUCUUCCAGCCAGUUGCGACUGGUCCUGUCCCUGCUAACAUCAAGUCUCGAGAUGAUCACCCUGUGCAAAACUAUCAUGCCAAGACUACUGACCCUAUUGCGACGAAUGGGUUCUAUGCUGGUCUUUUCCUGGGAUCUCAGACCAAUGCUACCUUCGCUCAACCCUACUCUCUGGCAUGGUCCAAGGGAUGCGGCCCCCUGAAGAGCUGGGGUAUGGCUGUCUCCCAUGUCCAGCCUCACAUGAUCGCAUACGGACCCGAGAACAACAAUAUCCCCGGAAAGCCAGUGCAGUACUACAUCAACCCAGUCGGGCUUCAGCAUAUUAUUUUCUCUGCAACUGAGCUUGACCAGUCUUCCGUCAUGACUGUCGAAGAGCCAAAGGCAUUCUCGGCCCACGCUGUGAUCAAGCGCUCCGGAGGCUCGCCUCAGCAGAUUACCUUCCCCAUUGUGCAAGGCAUGGGCUACACAACAGCUUUGUACAAUGACCUGGAGCCCGUGAUUGAAAGUGGUGUUUUCUUCCGCAAGGUCGUCAGCGCCGGUUCUCCCAGGCCCGGUAUCUUCAAGUACCAGGUUUACCUUGAGGAUGAAGUGGCCUGGCUUCUCUAUGUCACUCCGGCUGAUGGCAAGGAUCCGAACUUUAAGCUAGUCUCAAAUGCCUCUCUUCGCGGCCCAGCGCAUUUCUCUGGUACUAUCCAAGUCGCGAAGAACCCGGCAGGCACUUCUGGCGAGAAGUUCUAUGAUAACUCAGCUGGUGUCUACCCAGUGUCAGGAGAGGUCUCCGGCUCUGUUGCAGGUGACGUGGGCUUCUACUCGCUCUCUUGGACCAAGGCCGGACUUGAUGUGAAAGGUACUCCACUGCUCAUGUUCGCUCUACCACAUCACGUCAACUCCUUCGACCGUGCCACCCAGGGGCGUAUCACCGAUAUUUCCCUCCGCACCACAACAAAGGGCAAAUCCGUUGCCGUGAUUGGAGAAUGCUGGACUAUGUUCGAACACAACCUCCCUAUAGAUAUGGGACUUGCCCCAUGGUCAACCACCCAUGGCAGCGCUCACGAACUCUCAGGCGCAGCCCGUCAUGCCAUUCUCGAGGCUGCGCCCCACGAGCUCCAGCAGAACAUCUCAGACCAGACUGCUCUCAGCAGCAUGUACUACAGCGGGAAGGGGUUAAGCAAGUUCGCAACCCUAGUAUACACGGUCAACCAGCUCGGCAACAACGUCGAUCUAGCAACAGAUGCCUUCCAACAGCUCAAGAAGGCCUUUGAUCUAUUCGUGCAGAAUAAUCAGGAACACCCGCUUGCUUACGAUUCUGUCUGGAAGGGCGUUGUCUCGACUGCCGGUUACAACGGGGAUCUGAACCAGGAUUUCGGAAAUACCGCGUACAACGACCACCACUUCCACUAUGGCUACUUCGUGCAAGCAGCUGCCAUCAUUGGCUCUCUUGAUCCCAGCUGGUUGGCCGCGAACAAAGAGUGGGUCAACAUGCUUGUUCGUGACGCUGGUAACUCCGUUGAUGAUCCCUACUUCCCAUUCUCGCGCUCGUUUGAUUGGUAUAACGGACACUCCUGGGCGAAGGGUUUGUUCGAGUCUUUCGAUGGCAAGGAUCAGGAAUCUACCUCAGAAGAUACCAUGUUCGCUUAUGCGAUCAAGGUGUGGGGGAAGACAAUCGGUGAUGCUAGCAUGGAAGCUCGUGGCAAUUUGAUGCUGGGCAUCCUGGGCCGAUCUCUUAAUAACUACUUCUUGAUGGAAGAUGGCAAUCCCAACCAGCCGGAAAACUUUAUUGCGAACAGGGUCACUGGAAUUCUCUUCGAGAACAAGGUCGACCACACUACUUACUUCGGUCCCAACCUGGAAUUCAUCCAAGGUAUCCACAUGCUACCGCUGAUGCCCCACACUCCCUACACACGACGAAAGGAGUUCGUGCGCCAGGAAUGGGAGGCAAUGUUCGCUGAAACUGCCUCAACCCCGGCCUCCAAGGUCGAUGGCGGAUGGAAGGGCGUGCUAUACGCCAACCUAGCCCUCAUCGAUCCCAAAUCGUCGUGGGAAUUCUUUGCCCAGCCGAAUUUCAACUACAGCUGGAUCGAUGGCGGUGCUACGCGUACUUGGUACCUGGCAUUUGCUGCUGGUCUUGGUGGUGCUCCUUGA
Molecule: messenger RNA, 2802 nt
Organism: Penicillium vulpinum
Lineage: Eukaryota; Fungi; Ascomycota; Eurotiomycetes; Eurotiales; Aspergillaceae
Product: glucan endo-1,3-beta-D-glucosidase
Exons: 7
Coding region: 1-2802 (933 amino acids)
Cellular component (GO): cell surface
Molecular function (GO): glucan endo-1,3-beta-D-glucosidase activity; endo-1,3(4)-beta-glucanase activity
Source: RefSeq, a predicted model, not a curated record